This is a messenger RNA of Eimeria tenella, 1308 nucleotides long. RefSeq lists its product as uncharacterized. The coding region runs from base 1 to 1308 and encodes 435 amino acids. The transcript has a single exon. The record is from RefSeq and is a predicted model, not a curated record. NCBI's taxonomy places the organism in Eukaryota, Apicomplexa, Conoidasida, Eucoccidiorida, Eimeriidae.
AUGGCGUUCCCCGAGGACGCCGCCGCUGCCGCUGCCGCUGCUGCUGCUGCUGCUGACCCUCGAGGCGGCCACGUGGAAGCAGCCAGCAGCAGCAGCAGAGCCAAGGCGGAGGAAGAAGUCCUUGGCUUUUAUCCUUUUCAAAGAUCCCUUCGAUCUGCAAAGGCGAAAUUCCCGCGCGUGGCGCAGCUGAACCUGCUGGUUGUCUUGCCGGUGCUGCUGGCCGUGCUGCUGGCGCUGUGGAAGCUGGCGGCCUCCGUGCGGGCCCCCCCCGCCGCCGCCCCAGCAGCAGCAGCAGCAGCAGCAGCAGCAGAGCCUGCGGCGCUGCAGCCAGCUGCGCCCAACCCGCCAGAGCUGGGGCUUUCGCUGCAGCCGGAAAGCCUCAGCAGCUAUGAACAGGACUACCUCAGCAGCGCAGCAAACUUCUCGAGGACUUGGAACGCAGCUUCGCACACAGUGAAAAAGGCCUUUGCUGCGAACUUCACUCCGCGGGGCCAGGGCGAAGAGCCCAAGGGGCCGGGCUCGCACUUGUACAACGAAAACGUGCGCGAAAUGCAGGAGUUUAUGCAGCUUCCUCCCCCGGAAAGCCCCGAUCGCCGCAGAGCUUACGCGCUGCACUUGAUUGCGUUGAGUUCUGCCUUCAAAGGCGCUUCGGAGUGCCUCAAAAUGCUCGAAAAAAUGGAAAAGAUCCACCAGGAAACGCUCGCGCCGGUGCCGCUGCUGGGAAUUCGACAAGGCGUGCAACUCCCCAGGGCGGGGGCCCUCGAGCACUUCCAGGGGCCCCUCGCGAGCGAAAAAGAACUUCUGGAAACAAUGCCUGGCAGCUUCGAGCCGGGGGAAGCAAAAAAGGUGCCGCAGCUGCUGCUGCAGCGAGUGCAGGGGCUGCUGCAGCUCGAGCGGACACAGCAGCACGGCUUCCACGCCAUUCACGAACAGUUCAAGCCGCUUCUGAAAGCCCUCGGAUACAACUCUUCGCAUUUGACGUUUGUAGAUUUCCAAAAAAUGGAGUCUUUCUGGUUUCCGUAUCCGCAAAACAUCUUCAACACCGCGCGCUUCUUCAUGGAGUACCAGCGGCGAGCUGAACAGACAGACGAACCCGAGAAGCGGUAUCAGGAAACUCUUUAUUUCCUUUCCCAUUCCUGGAGAAAUGCAAAAGACCUUUUGAAAGCUAUCGAGACGAUGCAAAACAGUGCAGAGAAAGCGGCGGCGGCGGCGCUGCGCUGGAAGUGCCUCUUCGCCUACGAGAUCGAAAACCAGCAGGGGCUCAUCAACUUCGCUGAUCCCAUGCUUCUGGGGGUCUUUUUGCUUUGA